Molecule: messenger RNA, 776 nt
Organism: Pararge aegeria (speckled wood butterfly)
Lineage: Eukaryota; Metazoa; Arthropoda; Insecta; Lepidoptera; Nymphalidae
Exons: 2
Coding region: 55-729 (224 amino acids)
Biological process (GO): chorion-containing eggshell formation; multicellular organism development
Cellular component (GO): egg chorion
Molecular function (GO): structural constituent of egg chorion
Source: RefSeq, a predicted model, not a curated record
GAUGUUACAUAUUAUACAGAUCACAUUGUAAUCGAGAAAAUUAACAAGAACACAAUGAAGUUGCUGAAGUUUAUAUUUUGUGCAGUUUUUCUUCAGGUCACAACGGGGCAAGUAUUCGCACCGGGAAAUUCUGUUUCCGGCCAAGAUACCGGCAACCAGCCAAUACUAACCCAACGCUUAGCCGAUGCCAAUGCCCACACCAUACGAGCUUUACCCAACCAUGCCAUACAAAGAGCUGGUAACCUUAAUGUUGUGAAUGGUGUGCCAUUUUUAGCUAAUAACAUGCCAAAUGCACAUCUAGCCAAGAAUAUGCCCAGUGCUAAUAUGGCGCAUGUAAUGCCCAAUGCUCAUAUGUCCAAUAAUAUGCCCAAUGGAUAUCUAGCCAACGUAUUAAACGAUCAAGCAGUACUCGGUAACCAUAAUACUGGUGGAGUAAUUAACAAUGCAGAUAUGGCAGCGUUGACAAAAAUGGCAAACAUAAAUGGCAAUACCGCUACCUUUAAUCUUGCUAAUGGAGGUUUUACUGUUACCUCAGGAUCGCCUGGUAGCCCGGGAUUCGGAAUCCAAGUCUUGGCAGAUGCGUUGGAAGUCGGUGGAAUGGUGGCUGUCAAUGGACAAAUACCAAUAUAUGGUGCUGUUACCGUGAAUGGUCAUUUGCCAACGGAUGGGUCUGCAUCUGUCAGAUAUACAUGCGCCGGGUCGAGUGCCAAUGACGGAGUGUUAAUUUAAUAUAUAUUUUUAGAUUAAUAAAUAGAUUAUUUAUUUAUUUAUAUUGA